GGAGGCGGGUGAGUGCGCGGGGUCCCUCAGCUGGGCGCGGGGCCUGGUGCGGGUGCCCCGAGGUGGGAGGGAGGGGAGGGGAGGGGAGGGGAGGGGAGGGGAGGGGAGGGGAGGGGGUGGCCCGGCCCGGGUUCCCCCGCGGUCCCCGAGUUUUCGUCCGUCAGCCCGUUCCGCCGGCGGCGGCGCACGGGGCACGGCAGGCCCGAGCGGCAAGUGCUGCUCCGUCUGAAAGCGGGUUCUGCCUUUCAGGUAACGUGCAGAGAAAUAAUAAUGGGUGAUAAAGCGUGUUGGUGGUGUUUAUAGGAAAGGGGUUGGAACAGGGCAUUCGUGCCAAACAUGGAGGAAGAAGAGGAAGACUACAUGUCUGAUUUAUUUGUUAAGCAGGAUGUAAGGCCAGGUUUGCCCAUGGUGAGGCGGGUGAAGGAAGCUAUUCAGAAAGAAGAAAAGCAAAAGGAAGCUAAUGAGAAGAACAGACAAAAGAGUAUAAAAGAAGAAGAAAAAGAGAGACGUGACUUGGUAUUGAAAAGUGCAUUGGGCAGUGAGAACAAGGGCUUUGCUUUGCUCCAGAAGAUGGGCUACAAGAGUGGCCAGGCCCUUGGCAAAAGCGGAGAAGGCAUUGUUGAACCUAUUCCUCUGAACAUAAAAACAGGCAGAAGUGGGAUUGGUCAUGAGGAAUUAAAAAAGAGAAAAGCUGAAGAAAAACUGGAAAACUAUAGACAAAAACUCCAUAUGAAAAAGCAAGCAAAUGAACAAGCUGCAGAUCAGUUCAGAAUAAGAUUUAAAAAUAAACAAGAAGAACGUAAGAUGGAAGGGGACCUCCGAAAAAGCCAGAGGGCCUGCCAGCAAUUAGACAUGCAAAAAGAUAUUGAUGUUCCCAAGGAGACUUGGUACUGGCUAGAACCCGAAGAGGAAGACAAAAACGAUGAGGAAGACAAGGAAGAUGAAUGCAAAAGCUCAGACUUAAGUGCUCUGAAGAUUUAUCUUCAAACUGCCCUGGAGACAGUGCUGCAGAUCAUGACUAACCCCCUUCUAAAGGAAAGAGCCCUAGAUAAGUAAAAUCACACGUGAUUGCUUGCAGAAGUAUGCUGCCCUGCUCUGCAGCUGAUGGGUGUGAAUGGUGAUAUGACCCUGACAAGCUUCUCAAUGGCAGCAAGGCAAAAGACCAAGGAAAAGACAUAACCCAAGUCUUGCUGUUGCUUCUGACGUGUACUGGUAUUUCAUCAGUUUUAAGAGACUUCCAGCUCUGGAUUUAAACACAGUCUGAAAGCUUUCUCAAAGGGCAUUUACAGAGUACGAGUUCUAAAUGGCUGGCCUUGAUCACCAGACUUCAAAAGCUCAAGUAUUUGAGAUGCAGAGUAUCUUCCUGAAGGGUCUCUUGAAAGCAUCUUUUUGAUUAUGGGUGCCUGCAAAAAGAAAUUAAAUGUCAAUAAAUUAUUUUUAACAAGUAAAUAAACUAAUUGAAACAAUGUAUUAAAAUCCC
This is a messenger RNA of Strigops habroptila (Kakapo), 1480 nucleotides long. It is a transcript of the gene GPATCH11, whose product is annotated as G-patch domain containing 11. NCBI's taxonomy places the organism in Eukaryota, Metazoa, Chordata, Aves, Psittaciformes, Psittacidae. Bases 337 to 1056 code for a protein of 239 amino acids. Gene Ontology annotation, cellular component: kinetochore. The transcript has 8 exons. The record is from RefSeq and is a predicted model, not a curated record. Gene Ontology annotation, molecular function: nucleic acid binding.